Cydia fagiglandana is the source of this 4346-nucleotide messenger RNA. RefSeq lists its product as uncharacterized. The transcript has a single exon. The record is from RefSeq and is a predicted model, not a curated record. NCBI's taxonomy places the organism in Eukaryota, Metazoa, Arthropoda, Insecta, Lepidoptera, Tortricidae. The coding region runs from base 559 to 4068 and encodes 1169 amino acids.
UGAAAUGGUUAUAAAACUAUUGUUAAAAACGUUAGAUAAAGCUAAUCCAACAACCUUCUAUUUUAUAAUUUCCCGUGUCCUGUUUUAUUAUUAAUUUCAUUUGCUUUAGUUAGGAAUCAGUCAGUUUAAUUUGACUUAUUCUUAACAUGUAACAAAGUAUCAGUUCCGCAAAUCACUAAUCCAUAUUUUAUCGAACUUCAAGUUGAGUUCAGUUCAGAAUCUUUUGGUGUGGAUUGUUAGUGCUUUGUAGAGCUGGUCUGCACGCUUAUUAAUCUCAUUGCAGGUACUAAGCUAACACCGGAAGCUAGCGAAGCACUGUCCACUAACAAACGAUCAUUGCAUGACUAUUCCCGAAACAGCAACGUUGAUAGGAUCAUUCAGAAAUAUGAUGAUGAUAAAAAACAUCCCAAAUGUAAAGUUAGUCUGAAUGAUAGGCUAGGUAAUGAAGCUAGGGCUAAUGUAGAUGCAGUCAAUGAUCACAAGGAAAAUGAUGUUUUUAAAUCUAAUGUGGCUUUAAAUUUAGAUAAUGAGGAAGUCAACCAAGUCACUAAAGAUCCUAUGGAUCUUGACAAAAAGAGUAAUCAAGACGAUCUAAGCAGUAGGUCCAGCCUGUAUUCCAUCCCAUCAAUAGAAUGGGACGGAAGAUUCAGGUCCGAUUACACCCUUCGAACCCAAUCCUUGCCCAGGAAAAGGGUAAAGUCCACGACCAAUUUGUUUAGAACUAGAUCCCACAGCGGAUUCCUAAAUUCUUACAUCAGAGACCCGGAACCGCAUCAUUUCCACAUUCCUAAAUGUAGAUCUUGCGGGUCCAGCACUAACUCCUUCGUCUGGGAGGUUAACAAAGAAAGGAGAAGCCAGAAACCACAUUCCGUGUAUUUCUCAGUGGAUAACAUACACCAAGAAUGUCAAAAAGAAGAAUUGCCUGACAUUGUUAAGGUCAAAGAGACGAUAGUGCCCGUUUUCAAAGUAGCUGAAAUUCAGGAUGAAUUUGUUGAAAGCCAAGAAUUCAAUGAAGAUAACUAUCUGGCUGAUUUGAAUAGUUUUUCUUCAGGAAAUCAGACGGUUAUUGAAUCCGCUGAUCAAAACGAUGUCACAAUGACUGAAUCCAAUGUUGUUGAAGACAAUGUUCAAGUACAAGGAAACGACGGCAUUGCUUCUAAAGCUGAGAUUGUCCAAGUAGAUUCGGAAAAUACACACGAUAAUCCGGAUACUAAUGAAGGCGAAUACCACAGCUUUUCAGAUGAAAUGGACUUUGAAGACGUCUACGAGAGUCCAGUCAAAGAUCUAGUUGAGAAGGACAUAAGGGAUUAUUCAGUGCCUAUUAAUUUCUAUUGUGAAGAUUACACAAAAAAAGAAAGUCCGAAAAAGUCGCCAAAGAAGAUUAUAGCGGCGAUCAAAGAUAAUUUGAUUCUAGAACCAAUACUUGAAGAAUCAAAAAGCUCUUAUGACGAAUCUGGUAGUUCCAAUAAUGAUACUACUAAUGUGAGAAAAUAUUCGGAUACCGAGGAUGUGUCUACCGAAGCAAGUAACGAAAUUAGCGGCUCUACUGUGCCUACAUUUGAUGACCACGACGUUAGAAAUAACCAAUUCAAAGAAGUUGUAAAGAGAAAUAUCGAACCCUCUAGUGAAGAGAUUAACAAACCCAGUAAAAAUGACAAUAUUGUUGAUGUUGAAAUUCCUUGCGCAGGUAUGCAGCUAAAAUGCGAAAUUACAAACCAAGAAAAAGACUUGUUUGCCCAAGAUGUGGCACAUACACCAAACGAAAAAUUUGCGAUGCCUAAUACAACAGACGACAAUGUAUUCAAAAUUCCCAAUGUCAUUCCAUCACGAACCAUAAAAAAUGAAAUUGUUGACGACGUAAAACUCCGAAAGUCUGAUGACUACAGUAUUGCGUCCAGUACCGAACUAGCGAGCUUCAAUUCUACCGCAGAAUUCGAGAAAUAUGAAGUUAUAGCUGAUAUUUUAGGCAAGAUCAUAAAUCGUAUCGAUGUACAAACAGAAAAUGACUAUUUGGUCAACAUUCCUGUUUUUAUGAAAGAAAGUGACGAUCUUCAUUUUGACUACAAAAAUCCGACUGAAGAAAGUAAGUUGGAUGUGUCCGAUCAAUCAGACAAUGCAGAAAUCUUUUCUAUAACCAAAAUAAUUCAGGAAAUCGAAGGUACUGCCACUUUUAAUGAAUCCGUGUCAACUGAAAUCAGUGAAGUGGAUAGUCAGCCCCACAAAAUAGCCGAAGCCAUUGUUUACUUCAUAUUUGAAAGUGCAUGCACCGUUUGGGAAAAUAAAGAAAAGAGUAAAGCGAGGAUUGUUAAACGAGUUAUAACUGUUGUGGACCCCGAAGAUAUACUGUUUACUGCCGCAAGUCUGUGGCCUGAAACAAUUGAUUCAAAUGAAAAAUUAAAGGAAAUCGAUAACAAACCAGAAUCCAUAAAAGAGCCUACAGAAGAGAUCCCUCACCAUAGUCCCGACAGCAGGAAAACGCGUACGCUUAAUAACGCAGAUGAUGGUUUUAACAAGUUAAAUUUAGGGCCAGAAAUAAUUAAUGAGUUAAUAGACAAAAUAGUAUUUGAGCCUGACCUUCAUGAUUUAAAUAAUGACAUAUCAGACACAAAAUCUCUUUCAUAUACCGUUCCAAAUUUAAAAGAAUGUAAUGAAGAGCCAACACAAAUGUUAAGCCUAGGAGAAGAUGCCGUAGAUAAUCUUCGGUAUUUAAGCGACGAAACACUUUUGAAAUCGAAUGAAAACUUGAGAAAUGUAGCCGAAAAUAAUGAUACAAAUGUGCAAGAAUUAAUAGGGGCUGAUUCAGGAAUUUUACCUGUUAACAGUAGCAUCCAACCACAAGAAGGAAGCGACAAUGACUAUGAAGGGUCCGUCUACGACAAUAUUAAUAAUAAUGUGCAGUUUAUCGAUAAUGAACAAGAAAGUAUACCCCUCGAUUACCGACCUGAGAAUAUCAAAUAUUCCAAUAUUAUUGAUAAUAUUGAAGAUGCCGAACAAACCGGAGAAUUGCAAACUGAUUGUGACAUUACACUAGCAUCUGUAACAUCAUCAAGGUUCGAUACUUUCAAUGACAAUAUUGAAAUUGAUACUAGAAUACUCGAUGAAAUCGAAGAUGAUGAUGUUGAUGCAGAACUUUUGAAUCAGUUGUGUAAUAACGAUAAUUGUGAAUCUAUUGUCUCAGAAAUUGUAUAUACAGUGCCGUCUGAUCAUAAAAUACCAAUUGAUGCUGAAUCAGGUGAAUACGAAUCUGAAGAUGUUGUUAUAAGUCAAAAAGAUGAAAUAAUGUAUGCUAUUAGUUCUCAUGACGCACCCAAAGCCGAAGAAAGCGCAGAAGCUUUUAAUGAAACUUUCGUAAUAAUUCCUGACGAAUGUUGCAGUUCUGCGCUCGGAAACGAUAUGAACACAGCGUUUGUACAAGACGAUUAUUUCAACAGUAUAUCCUCUUCACCGAACACACAGAAAACUAAUUUCGAAUCCUGUACAGAAUCACCAAUAGUGAACACCAGUAAUAGUACACUUUACGAAAAAGAUGAUUCCAUUCUUGGUUCGCCUUUUGUCAAAAGAGCAUCCGUCAUCUCUAUGUCACAGACAGAACAUAGAGGAGGCGUCAAAUACUGGCUAUCUUUCGAUGAGAGCUUAACAGAAAUAGACAGACACAAAGACUCCUACAGACCCGUCAAAAAGUUUAAUGAAAACAAGAUACCAAGCUUUUUCAAAGUCGAUUUCGAUAGCGACCUUCACGACAGCUACGAAAGCAGUUUUAAAAGAUCCAGUGUACUUUUAGACGAUUAUAAUAGUGGUGAAAGCAAUGCGAUGGAAGAAAGCUUCAUAUCGGCGAAACCUAACUCGAACUACGACACUUGCGAUUCUGAUCUAUUGGAAAAUAUGCCUGAAAAAAUGCUUCUUUACAAUUCUAGAUCUGAAUUUAAUAAAACCAAUAAGCGUCUUUAUUCCACAUGGCCUCCGUUCGAAGAUACGUUGUUUUAUAGGAUUAUUUCUAAGUUUAGGAUGUCGGAAAGUUUUGAUCCAAGCGACUUGGAUAAUGUGGAGAAAAUUAAUAUCACUCACUAGUUGUUAGUGAUAUUAUAAUACUUGUUGCAUAUAUAACAAACGGAAACGCAUCUUACAAAUUUUGAUUUACUUACAUUUCGAUCCGAAUUUAAAAUGUCGAUAAAUGACAUGCAAGCUGACGUUGCGUGUAUUGUUGUCAUUGUUAAAGGUUAACUUAUAGGGUGUAGUCAAAGAGAAUUUGAAAUAGAGAGUUACUGUCAUGGUAAAUUUAUGUAGCUACAGUACACUUACUGCCAUCUUUCGACAGACGAUUAAGGUUAUGACGCCAUCGCUCGAAA